Erpetoichthys calabaricus (reedfish) is the source of this 3500-nucleotide messenger RNA. It is a transcript of the gene prrt4b, whose product is annotated as proline rich transmembrane protein 4b. The transcript is spliced from 5 exons. Lineage: Eukaryota; Metazoa; Chordata; Cladistia; Polypteriformes; Polypteridae. Bases 415 to 3393 code for a protein of 992 amino acids. The record is from RefSeq and is a predicted model, not a curated record.
ACAAGACUCUUAUCUGGCACCACAAUUGUCCUGCGUGCAUUUCCCCAUCUCUAUUGGGUGUAUGCUGCUCAUCUUGCAUCCAGUUACACCAUAGAAAGUGCUGUAAGAAGUGCCAGGGUAAACAGAGUGGUGUUUUGAUGAGGAUUAAGCUGAAACUGGCUUCACAUCAUGGAUCAUUCGACGCAUGGAUCUGGGAAGACUGUGACAAGCUGAAUCUUUUCUGAUCUGCCGGUUCCUAAAACUUAGAUAUACUGGUCUUCUACCUGUGGUCACAGGUCAGCUAUCUGGAUCUCCAAUGCCCCCCUGGAUUCCCGCAGCAUCAUAAUGGUGGAAUUAACUAUGGUACUCUUUCCCUACUGGAAUCUUCACAGUCAAUUCUCAAAGAAUACUUAGGAAGACAAAAGUACCUCCUUAAUGGAAUACGCUGUUGUGUUAGACAUGCCCGCUUGCAGCAGGUGGACUAUGCUUCCUCAAGGUUUCAUGUUGACGUUGGUCCUUUGGUAUUCACUAUACUGGGUCUCGGUUUCUGAAGCCACAAUUCAGAAUGUGGAGAUGCAAACUUCUUCACCCUUUCUGAAUGCACACGUCUUCAAUCCUGCACUGUCUUCCUCCCCGAAUCAGAAUGCUUCACUUAGUGUCUCUUGGGUGCCUUCUGAACUUCUAAUGGAAUCCAAAACACCUUCCAUUCAAGUUUUACCUACUGAUUUAACAAGGGGAUUUGAGCAAACACAGAUGAAGGAUUCAGAAAUAUCCCAGCAGAGUGCUGAAGAUGGACAUGAAGUGCUUCUUCCACAACCCAACUUUACCUUCUCGGAAGAAGUAAAAGGCCUGCUCUCUCCAGCAUACAAUGAAAGCAAACUUCCAACUGAUAGCAGUGAUGAAAAUAGACCCACCACUGUGCCACUGUACUCUAGAACUGUGCCACCGCUGGAGUUUACUGAAACCAGUAGCAAGUUUGAUACAUCCCAAAAGAAAUAUCCUGAGCACACCACUUUUCCGGUUUAUACUGUCAGCCAGACCCGAAAAACAUUGAGUGCAACUAAGACUGUUCCCUUGGACCCACAAAGAAAAAGUAAUGCCACCAUACCUGUGCCAGAGGCUGGCAACACAGACCCUGCUAUAUUUCGUCAAGUACCUGAAUUGCAGUCCGGUGUAGCUACUUUUGACACUUCAAUGAUGGAACCAACUACAGCACAACAUAAUAAUAAGCAGGAACCACUCACUGUGACAACAGCAGACCCCAGUAGGACAGUCUGGGCCAAAACAAGUGCCUCCAGUGGUACCACUUUGGGACUGCAUCUUACAACGGACAAAAUAAUAUUCUUCAAUCAAACCAGUAAGGAUGUGACCGGAAAUGAAACUCCAGACAUUGAAGCCCCUACAGGUCAAACCAAUGGGGACCAAGAACAACAUGGACUAUUAAGUCAAGAUGGCACUGUCUCAACUUCACAAAGUCUGGAACCGUUGACGGCAGAUGAAGACUUUGGUAAAGCGGUAAUAGAUGGGCAUCCAACGACAAACUCGAAGAGCAUUUUAACCAGCAUCAGUCCAGAACUGGACUAUCCGGAGAACGACAGCUUCACUCCUUUCUACAUGUUGCCUGCCCCCAUGUUUAUCCCUCUCCAUGCAGACUGGAACACUGCCAUGGCAGUUUGGGGUAUUGCAUGGGAGGUCCACAUUUAUGGAAUAGGAUCCCUUUAUGUUGUUAUUUCAUUCCUCGCAGCCCUCAGUCUCCUGCUUCUUCCGUUCAAAUGUCCAUCAGGAAGCAUCUUUUUCAUGAUCGUCAAUAUAUUUCUGAUAAUUGUGGGAUCCAGUAGAGCAUUCUCCUUGUUCUAUGAUGCCUACAACCAUCAGGACAAGCUGCCCUCCUCCGUACUACUGCUCCUCUAUGAAGUUCCAUUUCCAUGCCUGACAUCUUCAUUUGGUGUGGUGUUUUUACUUCUCUCCAUGCGAUCGAGAAUGCAGCUGUCUUACUCCAUAUUUCAGCAUCCAUGUUUCUUAGCUGUUUUAGUCUUCUUUCACUUUUCGGCUUCCUUGGGCUCCAUUGUGCUUGUUCAAGUGCUCAGCCAUCUCCCAUGUCUCUUUUUUGUAUCCCAAGGAGUGUUUGUAGUCUUAAUGUCUCUCAUGUCUCUGGCGUACUUCAUCUUCUAUUGCUACGUAAGAGCAGACGCCAAGCACAUCUACCACCUAAACAACACCUCCCCACCCAUAGAAAGAUACAACAGAUGCCCUUUCGCUGAUGCAAAGGACUGGGACAGAGCUGCUAUGACAGCAGUGUUUUCGUCCAUGUUUGCCUUAUUCUCUGCCGCCCUCCAACUCUAUGCAAUGCUGCAUGCUUUGGGGUUUGGAGGCAUCGAAGUAUUCCAUCCAUGGCCCUGGUGGGCUUUCCACCUGAGCUGUAGGAUCUGUGAGGUGGGCAUGGGCCUCACCUUAGUGUUUAUUGUAAUGUAUCCACUCUUCUGCUCUAAGGAUGUUCCCCAGCAGAGCUGCUGGCCCAGCAUUUUCUGUCUGCCUCACAACCACGUCACAAUGAAAUCACCUAUACUACCAAACAACUAUCAGUGGUCUUCUUCGCAACAGGAAAAGCUUGUAAUCUGUGAUACAAUAGCCCGAAGUGAAAUAGAAUGCCUUCCCUUGUAUACGCUUGUGGAAAACCAUCUCAGCAGUCUUGAAGGUCUUGACCUUCUGUACCACAGUACGAGGUGCUUAACAUUAAAGGAUUUGGAGCUGAACAUUAACCCCAAAAAAGGAUCGUGCUCAUCCUCCUUCACAAGUAUGCAGAUGGACAGUGACUCCACAGCAGACCUCCAUCCUCCCUCACCAAUAAACCUGAGACGCAGCAUCGAUGAGGCUCUAUUCAGUGAAGCGCUUAUUCCGGAAAGCCUCUUUCAAAACUCAAAACUUUACAGCUCAAGCAAUUUGUCCCUCAACGUUCAAACCAAGGCAGAGAAAAGAGAUUUCAAGGAGAAUGCUGCAGACUCUGGCCUUUACAGGACUUCUUCUUGCAUCGAGAUGGACACGGCCCCAGCUCUGAAAGAGUCCAUCUUAAGUUCUGACACGUUAGAUGCAACCUCUUCUACUGAGCAAUGGCGUGGAAGCAGUGGCAGCUCCCUUUAUAAACUCUCUCUCAAUGGAUCCUCAUUGGUCCUCUGCUCGAGUCCAAGCAGGACAGGCUAUUCAUCCCUCAGCAGCAACAGAAUGCCAAGAAACGUUUCCCAAACAAGUCUGAACCAGUUUGCUCCAGUUCAAAGACAUUAUCAGUCACUGGGUUCAGUUUCAAGGGAAUCACUAAAUGAGCCAGAAGAACGAGAUUUAGCCCUUCAAGCGGAGUUUAUGAACGUCUGCCGACAGAUUGAUGAACUGAGUGUCAGUAGCGACACCAUAGACUUGUAAGACACUGUGAUCUUGUUCAUCUGUGACCUGACACUGUCAUUUCAAACGGAUUUCAGCAGUCGAGAAACAAGGACUGGAAAGACUUAAACAAACAGGACGCAGUCUUA